CUGAUUCACUGGCCGCUGGGGCCAGGAUUGGGGGUUGGGGGUGCCCACAGGGCUUGGCUAGUGGGGUUUGGGGGGGCAGUGGUUGCAAGGAGCCUGGUUUGUGUCUGCCACUGGCCGGCAAGUAACAGCCCACGAGGUGGGGGAGGUGGCCGGUGUGGUGGACCUGCCUCGUGGCCCUGCGCUGGUAGAGCCAUGGUUGCUAAACUGAGCCAGCUGCAGACGGAGCUCCUGGCCGCCCUACUUGAAUCAGGCCUGAGCAAAGAGGCAUUGAUCCAGGCGCUGGGUGAGCCGGGACCCUACUUGCUGGCUGGAGAUGGCCCCCUGGACAAGGGGGAGUCCUGCGUCAGUGGCCGAGGGGAGUUGGCUGAGCUGCCCAACGGGCUGGGGGAGACUCGGGGCUCCGAGGACGAGACGGACGACGAUGGGGAAGAGUUCACACCACCCAUCCUCAAAGAGCUGGAGAACCUCAGCCCCGAGGAGGCAGCCCACCAGAAAGCCGUGGUGGAGACCCUUCUGCAGGAGGACCCAUGGCGUGUGGCGAAAAUGGUCAAGUCCUACCUGCAGCAGCACAACAUCCCACAGCGGGAGGUGGUGGACACCACCGGCCUCAACCAGUCCCACCUGUCCCAGCACCUCAACAAGGGCACGCCCAUGAAGACACAGAAGCGAGCCGCCCUGUACACCUGGUAUGUCCGCAAGCAGCGAGAGGUGGCCCAGCAGUUCACCCAUGCAGGGCAGGGUGGGCUGAUUGAGGAGCCCACAGGUGAUGAGCUGCCAACCAAGAAGGGGCGGAGGAAUCGUUUCAAGUGGGGCCCAGCAUCCCAGCAGAUCCUGUUCCAGGCCUAUGAGAGGCAGAAGAACCCUAGCAAGGAGGAGAGAGAGACAUUGGUGGAGGAAUGCAACAGGGCAGAGUGCAUCCAGAGGGGGGUGUCACCAUCGCAGGCACAGGGUCUGGGCUCCAACCUUGUCACAGAGGUGCGUGUCUACAACUGGUUUGCCAACCGGCGCAAAGAAGAAGCCUUUCGGCACAAGCUGGCCAUGGACACGUACAGUGGGCCCCCAUCAGGGCCAGGGCCGGGACCUGCGUUGCCUGCCCACAGCUCCCCUGGUCUGCCGCCAUCUGCCCUCUCCCCCAGUAAGGUCCAUGGCGUGCGCUAUGGACAGCCGACAGCCAGUGAAGCGGCAGAAGUGCCCUCAAGCAGUGGCAGUCCCUUGGUGACAGUGUCUGCAGCCCUGCACCCAGUGUCCCCCACAGGCCUGGAGCCCAGCCACAGUCUGCUGAGCACUGAAGCCAAGCUGGUCUCAGCAACUGGGGGCCCCCUCCCCCCUGUGAGCACCCUGACAGCACUGCAUAGCUUGGAGCAGACAUCCCCAGGCCUCAACCAGCAGCCCCAGAACCUCAUCAUGGCCUCACUCCCUGGGGUCAUGACCAUUGGGCCUGGUGAGCCUGCCUCCCUGGGUCCCACGUUCACCAACACAGGCGCCUCCACUCUGGUCAUUGGCCUGGCUUCCACUCAGGCCCAGAGUGUGCCUGUCAUCAACAGCAUGGGUAGCAGCCUGACCACCCUGCAGCCCGUCCAGUUCUCCCAGCAGCUGCACCCUUCCUACCAGCAGCCGCUCAUGCCACCCAUGCAGAGCCACGUGGCCCAGAGCCCCUUUAUGGCCACCAUGGCCCAACUGCAGAGCCCCCACGCCCUCUACAGCCACAAGCCGGAAGUGGCCCAGUACACUCACACGGGCCUGCUUCCGCAGACCAUGCUCAUCACGGACACGACCAACCUGAGUGCCCUGGCCAGCCUCACGCCCACCAAGCAGGAGACUGCUCUGCUUCCUCAGGUGUUCACCUCAGACCCCGAGGCCUCCAGUGAGUCUGGGCUGCAUACACCGGCCUCUCAGGCCACCACUCUCCACGUCCCCAGCCAGGACCCUGCCGGCAUCCAGCACCUGCAGCCCACUCACAGGCUCAGUGCCAGCCCCACGGUGUCCUCCAGCAGCCUGGUGCUGUACCAGAGCUCUGACUCCAGCAAUGGCCAUAGCCACCUGCUGCCUUCCAACCACGGUGUCAUCGAGACCUUCAUCUCCACGCAGAUGGCUUCUUCUUCCCAGUAACUAUGGCAACCACUUCCCAACACCUGGGCCCUGCAGCCAGUGCUGCCUGCUUGGGGAGUAAUCCCUAGAGACACUGGAGCCUGCCAAAUUCCUGCUACCCCUCCCUGGAGAGCUGUGCCUUGUCCCCACCCUGCUCUGGAACAGCAGGAAGGGAGGGCUGCUUCAGAGGCACAAGAAGGGGCGUGGAGUGGUGGCAAGCAGAGCCUGUUCCUGGCAGGAUGUGGGAAGGAGGGACUGUCCCUGUUGUUCGGGACAACACUUUGCCACUUGGAGCAGAAGAGGCGCAGUCUUUGACUCUGGCAUUCCCAGCCUGAGCCCGUGGAGAGCCCUGGGAUCCCUGAGGCAGUCACACUUCUCAGGACACAGGCCUGGGUGGCUGUGACUUGCUGAGCUCCAAGAGGCCGGUCAACUUCAUAUUCUGUCACCUGUGUACCCAUCAGGCCACUCCACCCUGCCCCAAUUCCUAUCACCUGGUGAUCUGCAUACCCAUUUGCACUGACCCUGCUACCCAUUUACACAGGCUUUUCCUGAGUGGCUACUCUGUGCCAGGCUCAGGGCCCUGAUGCCCAAGCCCUGGGGAGUGAAGUCCACAGGGAGGCACACAGGGUUCUCUGAGCUCCCCUGGUACUGAGAGAUUCCCCUACUCCCUGGCCCAAGACCUGAUUUUGCCUGGACACUGGUUCCCAGGAGCAUCAGCCUUCUGAUGCCAGCCUGGCCUCCUAUUCUGGAAAGGCUGCCUCAGGGCUGGGAAGCUGUCCUGGCUCCAGCAGGAACCUUGAGAUUUGUGCUGAGUCUAGGUCCUGGGGUGGCAGCUCCUCUGGUCUGUGAGGCCCUACAAGCUCUUGCCUAGUUUUGCCUAGGGGAAUAGAGGGAGGAAAUAGAGGUGAGCCCAGCGCAAAGGAGUUACCGAGGUGAUAGGACUGAUGCUUGGAACUCUGGGAGCCUGGCUGGCUGAGUGAUGGGGUCCAGGCCGUUGCGGUCACCCUGAGGAGUCUGAGGGCCUGAGCACCACUGGGGACAGAACAGCUGUGUGAACCCAUGACUAUCCACGGGCCUGUUGCAGGGAACCUGGCCUUCAAGGGACUGCCUGUACCCUGGCACUGCAGAAAGAGCCUGAGGAGAACCAGUGCGCCCCACAGCUUGCAGCCAGCUAAGGGAGAACCUGUACAUUUAUUUAACUUUCAGUAAAGUCAAAGAGAAAUGUA
Molecule: messenger RNA, 3314 nt
Organism: Otolemur garnettii (small-eared galago)
Lineage: Eukaryota; Metazoa; Chordata; Mammalia; Primates; Galagidae
Gene: HNF1A
Product: HNF1 homeobox A
Exons: 10
Coding region: 193-2109 (638 amino acids)
Biological process (GO): pancreas development; insulin secretion; regulation of transcription by RNA polymerase II
Cellular component (GO): nucleus
Molecular function (GO): DNA-binding transcription factor activity, RNA polymerase II-specific; RNA polymerase II cis-regulatory region sequence-specific DNA binding
Source: RefSeq, a predicted model, not a curated record